Salvia splendens (bonfire salvia) is the source of this 1054-nucleotide messenger RNA. Its product is annotated as NDR1/HIN1-like protein 10. Gene Ontology annotation, cellular component: plasma membrane. Gene Ontology annotation, biological process: defense response to other organism. Bases 106 to 852 code for a protein of 248 amino acids. The transcript has a single exon. NCBI's taxonomy places the organism in Eukaryota, Viridiplantae, Streptophyta, Magnoliopsida, Lamiales, Lamiaceae. The record is from RefSeq and is a predicted model, not a curated record.
ACCAUUUCCACCCAAAUCUUUCUACUUUCUCUAUCUAAAAACGCGCAAAACACACUGAGUGCGUGCGAUUGAUCGAUUCUCCCCUGUGCUACCGCGAUUCCCGCAAUGGAAGAUCGCAAUAGGCCUGUCACAGGCUAUCCCGCCCCCAAUUCGCAGCCCAACGGCUACUCAGCCGCCGUCGGUCCACCACCGGCCGGCACCGCUUAUCCUUACGCCGCCGCGCCUCCUCCCCACAGCAACCCCUACCCCUACCAGUACGACGCCGAGUCGAUCCGCCGCGCCACCUGCCUCCGCCGCAUCUUCGCCUUCGUGAUCGGCCUCGUCGUCAUCUUCGGCACCGUCACCUUCAUAGUCUGGCUCGUCCUCCGCCCCCAGCUCCCCGAGUUCCGAGUCGACUCGUUCUCCAUCUCCAAUUUCACGCUUGGCAACGACUCGCUCACCUUCUCCUCUGAAAUCAAGCUGACCGCCAGAAACCCUAACAAAAAGAUGAAGCUCGGCUACGAUCACAUCGACACCGAGAUUUACUACCAAUCCUACUCCCUCUCCGAGACUACCGUCGCGCCGUUCUACCAGGGUACGAAGAACGAAACCUCUUUGACGGCGAGAUUCGCCGCCGCCGGGAGAUAUCUGGAUAAGGCGGCGGUGGAUGGGAUUAGUGGCGAGAGGGGGAAGAAUGGAAAUGUGAAUUUCAAUGUGAGGAUGAUUUCUAGGGUUAAAUUUGAGGCGAAGGCGUGGAGAACUCGGAGGAGGUUUCUCAAGGUUUUCUGCGGGGAUCUGGUCCUUGGACUACCGGCCACCGGGAGAUCAGGGGUGUUAAGCGGCGGACCAAGGCAGUGCCGCGUCGGGAUUUGAGGUGACCUCAUGCUUUUUUCGUAAAGCUAAUUAGGUUUAAUUUGAUGUUGGAUGGGUAUGAAAUCUAUAUACAGCCUAUUGGUUUCCUAGAUUAACCCUGUUCCAUGUAUAGUUAGGAACUAUCUAUGCUCUUGAUUUUUUCAUUCUUGUUUGAUUAUAUUUAUCUACUAUUAGAGGAAUGCUUUAUGCUCUUGAUUUUCAA